AUAUAUAUAUAUAUAUUUUAACCCAGAUGCUGAAUGGAAGUUUAAGGAGUUCUAAUGGAAGCCCUUCAUCAUUAACAGUUUGGAUUAUAGCUCAUUUCUUCUGCAGAUAGUUUACUGAGGUAGGAAAAAAAAAUAAAGAAGAAGUGGGACCUGUUCAUAUAGGCUAGGUUGAUAUUUCUGACAAAGUCCACCAUGUGCGGCCGGGCACCGCCGCUCCAGCCGAGGCCAUGACCGUCCCUCUGCGGCGCCUCGCCGGGCUCUGGCCGUGGCUGCUCAUGGCGGCCCUGCAGGUGGUGCUGGGCCAGCCGAGCAUGGAAUCGGGACUCCGAGCGGUCAUCAACGUGACUCUGGUGAAGGAUCCCACGGGGAAGCCAAUCGUUCUGAAAGGGGAGUUCGUGGGAGGAAGUGCAGGCAAUGCGCAAGGGAAGCUGAAGCAGUAUCACCCUGUGUCUCUAUGCAACACAAGCGAGGAUGAACGACAAGACAGCGGCUUCAUCACCAUCGUCAAGCUGGAGCAAUUAGGUCCCCACUGCUCGCCGCUGCUGGAUAAGGCUCGCAUAGCGUUGGAAAGGGGAGCCCAAGCUGUUAUCUUCGACGUCAGCGACGUUGCCAUCGCAGAUGCCGAGCUGAAGAACACAGACUCCCUCCCCCAUCCAGUGGUGCUGAUUAAGGGAGCGGACGCUAAGAAGCUGAUGAAUCUGGUCAACCACAAUGAGGAGGCCACAGUUGUUAUUGAGGCCAAGGUGGAGCCCAAAUGGCCGCAUUAUGAUGUGAGCAUCCUGCUUACCAUCGUCCUGGUUAUCCUCACCAUCGUGCUGAUCUUUGCUUUCCGCUACAAGUGCAAGUCCAACAGAACUUGGGACUCCGUCCAUCAGCAGACAGUGCGGGCCAUCAGUCGGCUGGAGACCAGAAUCUACCGCUCCCAGACCUGCUCCGGCUCACAGCGCCACCGUGGGGCGUGGGGCUCGGCCACCAGCUCUAACUCGAGCCCCGUAUGCGCCAUUUGCCUGGAGGAGUUUCAGGACGGCCAGAAUGUGAGGAUCAUCUCUUGUGCUCAUGAGUUCCACAGAGACUGUGUGGAUCCCUGGCUGAUGCAGCACCGCACCUGUCCUCUCUGCAUGCACAACAUCAUGGGAACGGAGCGUCAGCCUCAGAGAAACAGAAACCAGCAGAGUUCAGAGCAGAGCCAGAGCUUCUUGCACCCGCAGCAGUACAGCAACCCUCACAGCCACCCGUUCCCCCAGCACGCCAUCCCCUUCUCCAUGAGGCCCCACUACCCCCGUGGUCCCUCUGGACCCUACCCCAACCUGGGCCACUACAGCGGCUCGUCUCCUAUGGACGCUCAGACCCUCCACUUCCUCAGCAGUCGGCAGCUGGGUGCCGGCUGCGGGUUCCACCUCCCAAUGGACGUUCCGGGGCGACCCCACAGGCUCGGAACCGGCUGUCGGACCUCUGCCCAUCACUAUGCAUCCCGCCGCUCCUGCCACACUUACCGCUCCUCCUGUCAGGCCCAGCGGAACGCAUCCGGCUCCAGGCUGCAGCAUGGUGCCUCGGCAGCGGCGCAGAGUCGUGGCAUGGCGGGCAACGGCCGGCAGGACGAUGGGAGUUGCUCUGGAGGCAGCUACCACACGGAGCGCAGCGGGUACCUGGCGGACGGGCCGGCCAGUGACUCCAGCUCGGGGCCUUGGCACGGUUCCUCCAGUGACUCUGUCCUGAACUGCACGGACGUGUCCCUGCAAGGUGUUUAUGGCAGCUGGUCCACCUUCCGCAGCUCUCUGAGCAGUGACUACGAUCCGUUCGGGUAUUUCGGGACGGGGCCGGCGGCCGGAGUGGGGAGUGGGCACGUCCCACGCAGGAACAGUCUGGAGGCCACGGCCCAGAACCGGCCUAAGUCUCUGGAUUCUGUUGUGAACAAAGCAGGCUGCCUGGAGGAGCAGCCGCAGACUGUUUUCAGCCACAUCCACUACCACCGCCACAGACAUCACCACUAUGAGGAGGGGGAGCACGGCCAGCGGCCGAGCAGGUGCUCAGAUGAGGAGCAAGGGGCCGCCGCCUCUGCUCCGGGUCAGGACAAAGACUCCCCGCCGUGCCCUCCAAAACACAGCCCCUGCCACUGCCCCAAGCCAGAGCCCACCGACCGACCCAGCCCGGGGACGGAGCGGCAGGACCUCGACCAAACGGGACCGCCAGUCAUUGUUCCCCCGAUCCCCCUGCAGCUGCAGCCCCACUGUUGCCACCAGGGCCACGGACACCCCCCCGCUCCUGUAGUGGGGGGCUGUCUACUUGACGGACCCUCCGUUCACUUUCACCAGAGCCUGGACCUGCAGGACGACCGCAGCAUCCACAUCCACUACGGCCAGAGCCCGGCCUACUGCUGCACGCCGCCCGAACUGCACCCGGCCCUGCUCCCCGUGCCCCUCAUCUUGGACUCGGCGGGGAUAGAGGAGUGGCCGUGCUGUGGGGGGGCCCACGUUGUCUGGCAGAGACAGGUGCAGCAGGCUCACUCAGAGCCUCAGCUUAUGGGGCCCGGGACCUCAAUGGACAGGCCCCCCUGCAGGUUCCACCAGGGGCCCUCUGCUGAGCGCAACACAGACAUUUGUUUAUAUUGCCAAUCGAUACACCAUAAUCAGGGAUCAGAAGAGGAGUCUGGGGUGUAAGAAACUAUCUCGUCCCUUUCGCUGCCCAGGAGCCAGAACGGAAAAAGUUCUUACAAAAUCCACCAGUAACGCCUUCACUCAAGCAAAAAUCCCAGCUGCCUUAGGAGGACUCUCAUCCCCAAAUAGUGAAAUUAUCUUCAUUUUGUAAUAAAAAAACAAAAAAAAAACUAGAAUAUUUGAUAUAAUAUAUACUGCUCAAAAAAAUAAAGGGAACACUUUAAGUGUUAAACACCUGUUUAAGUGUUCCCUUUAUUUUUUUUAGCAGUGUAUAUACUUUAUGAUUUGAAUGUGUGAAGAUAGGAUAGGGUGUUGCAGGGGAAACAACUCUCCUGGUCAGACGCAGGAGGAUUGUUCACAUGGUCGCAGUUUCCCAAGCUCCUCGGCAACCGCCACCCAACGAAUGGUCCUGCUUUGGGCGUCGAGCCCACAUGAAGUGCAUCACUUGCUCUUUUUUCUUCUUUUUUUUAAUACAAAGCAACUUGAUCGCUCGUAGAGGUACUUCCCUUUCUCUGCCUUCCUUCGCUGAGUCCGCUCUCAGCUGAGAAAUGCUUUUCUCUCCAGCCUACCUCAGCUCAGAUUUUCUUAACACGCCUCACACAAAGAGAGAGGGUGGGGGGACAGAGGAGAGGUCUUUACAGGUACUGCUGUAGUGUUUUGUUUUAUAUUCCUAUGUAGCUUCCACAAACUCAACAGGUAGUAGUUCCCUCUCUUGGCAGUCUGGAUUGUUCAAACGGAGAGAGAAAGUUUUUCGAUGCUCAGCCCCCCUGCAAACGACUAGCAUCCUCUGAGGUCGCUCAGCCUCGUUUUUAUUAUUUCAGUAAUGGCAGCUGUUUCUUUUUUUGUUUUUUUUUUGUCCUUCUCGUCUCUGUUCUUGAUGUUGUUUGCAAGGUUUUUAGUUCUUCAGAACCAGCCGGUUUGACUGAAUUAUGUGAUGGUCAUUACAAGCUAUUGUCAUGUUCUUUUUUUUUUUUUUUGUCAUUUCUCUUCGUCAGAAGGAUGGCGAUCACAUCUUCGGUUUUAUUUUUAUCUUUUUUAACUCACCUUGAUGUUAUGCUGUUUGCUGCAAAGGUUAUGCUUUCCCCUCGUCUUCCACAACCUCUGAAACAAAACAUAAUUGCCUUGUAGCGCAACUGGUGUAAAAUCAUGUAACAGUACCUUGGAAAAUGUUCACAUGGUCGAAUUUGUUCACUUUUAUCAUGCCGCAAACUCAAACUUCAGUGGAUUUUAUUGGGUGUUUUUUGUGUUAGAUCAACAAAAAAAAGCAGUAAAGGGUGGGGGGGCAUGUGCUUGGCCUUGUUCACUCUUAACUGCGUUUCCAUUGACCAUAUAAUGGCAAAAGUUGCUUAAUGGAAACACGUCAAUUUCGAAAAAACCUUUUGCUGCUAGGAUGAGGCGGGUUUUGGCCGUAUCGAAAUUGGUUUAUUUCGCAAAACUGCAAUGGAAACACCGUUAUCACAUCACACGUGUCACAUGAUCAAUAACCGGAUAACAAUUGUUGUGGAAAGAAACUAUUUUACCAAGCACUGUCAGGUGAAAUCACUCAAUCAGGUUUAUUCAUAUAUUGUGCACAAUACAGAGAGCUGGUAGGACAAUCAAUAAUGAAGCAGGUCUGGGUGAAACGCUCUGCCAGGCAGAGACAACACUUGAGUUUUACACCAAGGAUAAGGAAUUCAAAACAAGGGGCGAGACAGUCUGGUUCUGAUGCAGCUGUAGAAAACAACUGCCAAACUUGUACAGGGUUUGGUGAGAGUUCACAAGCAUUUAAUAUAACAUGAUCAGCAGAUGUUAACUUGUAGUAAUUUUCCACCACAUUUUCCCUCCUUUUGAUUAUGAGUUAAUGUGUAAUAUUUACUAUCUUUGUUUGUAAAAGUGAAAAGAAAUUCUUCCACUUCGCAAUAAUUCGCCACUUUGUGUUGGUCGAUCACGCAGAAUGCCACUGAAAUACACUGAAGUUUGCUGUAAUGUGGGGGGUGAAUACUUUUGCACGGUACUGUACUUUUAUCAGUUCAUCUGAUUCUGUGCUGUGGCACCACUUCUAUAAGAGCUUGAUAACAGUACAGAAGAAAACACUUGGCAUUUGGAAAGAAAAUCCACCUUGAACUUGGCAACACUUUCAAUUGAAGAAAUUUUAACUGUCAACAUGUUGUUGUUUUUUUCUUUAAGUGUAAAAACGCUAUAAACAAUUGUGAUUGAGAUAGUUGUUCCCACUUAUUCCGAUUUAUCCGUUGACAAGUGGAGGGGGGGAAAAAAAGUGCAUUGCUAAAAUACUAAACCAUACAGGAGAAAGUCAGUCUCGCUUCAACAUUUGAAUCUGGACUUCCUACUUAACUCCAGCAGAAAUAAGCUGAGAUCAAACCAAUAAUAAUCACAUCCUCUGAAAGGCUCAGUGAGCAUGUGAAGGGAUUUAUUUUUACUUUUAUUUAUUUUAUUUGUUUUGUAACUUUUGGGCAGACCAGCUGCGGCUGAAUAAGGGCUUGUGGAAACUGCAGCGCAACUAGUAGCACUUACGAAACCCUCACGUGUGCCUUAUUGAUUCAGACUAAAAUCAGGAAGCUCCCGACGACAACGACAGCUCUUACCUGCCUAACCAAAGAGGAAAAAAAAAAAUCUUGAACUCAGUGAACCCUGCUGUUAUGCGUAGUGCCUUCUCGUUUUCUCGCCCUACCUUUGAAUUUCUUCUUGCGCCCGACAAGAGAGCACAUGUUCAGAUAGACCUGGUAAUAAUUUUGGGCAAUCAUGCAGAAUCUAUCACCUGUAGUCCUUCUUACAAAUACCUCACUUUGAAUGUGCCUUUAGCUAAUGGGGGGCGACUUUUGCUUUUUUUUUUUUUUUGUUCCCAAACAGUCCCAGGGACUGACAUGGAAAUGACUGAAUUAUAAUAAGCACUUUGGCCUUAAGAUUUUAUACCGAAAUGAGUUUGAAAUUCCUAGUAUUAGUGCAAGCCAGCCCACAACCAUCAGCAUGUGAAGAGUAGCAUUUACCACAGAACAUCUGGCAUGAUAUCAUCCUUGUUCAAGAUCUUUCUCUUUGUGUUGUUUAUGUGUUUUUUUUUUUUGUUGUUUUUUUGUAAGAGUUAUGAGCUGAAACUGCCUUUUGUAAUAGAGUCAAGAGAAAGAAAAAGAAAGAAAGAAAAAGCGGCCCCUCUAGAACGUUAAGGGAUAAUGUCAGUAUAUUUUGGAUACUUUGUGUACAAAAGAGAACAAAACCCAGAGACAAGAUAGUGUUGUAUUUUAUAUAUAUAAUAGAACAUUUCAAUAUAGUGACAUGUCACUAAUAUAUUUAUUUACUAAUAUAUUUAUCCAUUUUUGUCCAGGUUUGAAAAGAUUUCUGUAUAGAGUGAAUGUUUCUGUAUAGAAACUGACCGGUGCCAUCGCAAAUAUAUCAACCUGUCUUCAUUCCAAUUAUAUGCAAAUAAAUUAUUUUGAAAUACAAAACAA
Molecule: messenger RNA, 6094 nt
Organism: Xiphophorus couchianus (Monterrey platyfish)
Lineage: Eukaryota; Metazoa; Chordata; Actinopteri; Cyprinodontiformes; Poeciliidae
Gene: rnf43
Product: ring finger protein 43
Exons: 9
Coding region: 228-2657 (809 amino acids)
Source: RefSeq, a predicted model, not a curated record